This is a messenger RNA of Wasmannia auropunctata (little fire ant), 1215 nucleotides long. RefSeq names its product acyl-CoA Delta(11) desaturase-like. Gene Ontology annotation, cellular component: endoplasmic reticulum membrane. Gene Ontology annotation, molecular function: iron ion binding; stearoyl-CoA 9-desaturase activity. NCBI's taxonomy places the organism in Eukaryota, Metazoa, Arthropoda, Insecta, Hymenoptera, Formicidae. Gene Ontology annotation, biological process: unsaturated fatty acid biosynthetic process. The record is from RefSeq and is a predicted model, not a curated record. The coding region runs from base 117 to 1121 and encodes 334 amino acids. The transcript has 6 exons.
AAUAGGGUCGUAAGGCCAGUCAGAAUAUCCUCAACAUUAUUUUUGCCAGUAGUUCUUUUCCGACCUUUCAGAAGCGCGUUUCAGUGCGAUAUUGUUUCAAAAAUCGUAGUAUCGACAUGAAGGAACUCAAGGAAGAAAAUAAUAGCAACAGCUCCAUCAAAAGCGGCAACGAAGAGAAACGAUCUAUAAAGUGGACCGCCGUUCUAUUUUAUAUCUAUCUGCACGCUUUUGGUUUCGCCGGAUUAUACUUUCUUUUUGUCAAAGCAAAAUGGCUGACGGUAUUCUACUUUGUUUUCCUCGUCACAAUCAGUUCCAUAGGACUGACGGCGGGUGCUCACAGAUUAUAUGCACAUCAAACAUUCGUUGCGACAUGGCAACUCAGACUCUUUAUAAUGUUAGCACACACUAUCGCAGGCGUGGGUUCGAUAUACAACUGGGUAUUUUGGCAUAGGAUGCAUCACAAAUAUUACGGCACCGAGAAAGAUCCGUACAAUCAUAAGAAAGGAUUCGUUUACUCUCACGUGAUCAGUAAUCUCUUGUCAGCACCUUCUGACUUGAAGACAUACGCGAGGGACAUUGAUAUGCGUGAUGUUGAUUCAGAUGGAUAUAUUUGGACACAACGAAAGUUCUAUUGGAUACUCUUCAUCGUGCUCGGACUUCUGCUGCCUAUUAACGCGGCUGUAGUAUAUUGGAAUGAAUCAUAUGCAAAUUCAUUUUUGGUCAUUGGCGCUGCGCGAUUACUAAUAACAACCAAUAUUUCUUGGUUAGUGAACAGCGCCUUGCUGGUCUGGGGCCUGAAGAAAGGGGAUAAAUUCCCGGUCGACGACAAUUCUGUCUUUUUCUUGUCGAAGUCCUACUGGCUAAAUUAUCAUUAUAUGCUACCGUGGGAUUGGAAAAAUGAUGAAUUUGGCACUUACGAAGCGGGAUUUAUCACGUUUAUCGUGAAGAUGUGGCGCGAACUCGGUCUUAUCAAUGAAAUGAAGACCGCCACCAGUGACGACGUGCGAGAAGCUCUCUAUAAAGUAGCGAUAUCGGAGAAGACGUUUGAUGAAGCUUUAGAAGAGAUAAAACAGAAUGCGGAAGAAGUCGCUCUAAAGCAGAAACUAAUAUACCGUCAUUAGGAAAUUAAGUCUACACAAGGAAAUAAAUUAAUAUAUGUAAUAUAAUAUGUAUUACAUAAAUUAUAAUACAUAAUAUAAAUUAAUAUAAAUUACU